Molecule: messenger RNA, 255 nt
Organism: Plasmodium coatneyi
Lineage: Eukaryota; Apicomplexa; Aconoidasida; Haemosporida; Plasmodiidae
Exons: 1
Coding region: 1-255 (84 amino acids)
Source: RefSeq, a predicted model, not a curated record
AUGAUGUUCCUGAGGAAAGUAUUCCUAAGGAACAGGUUCCAAGUUCAGUUUCUGGCUUCGGGUUUAGGGUUUGGGAGGAAGAUUUUGUUCCUAAGGAAGAUGUCCCUAAGGAACAGGUUCCAAGUUCAGAUUCCCGGUUUAGAAAGGAAGACUUUGUUCCUAAGGAAGAAGUUCCAAGUUCAGAUUCCGGGUUUAGGGAAGGGAGACUUUCUUCCUAAGGAAGGUGUUCCUAAGGAAUAUGUCCCUAAGGAAUAG